This is a messenger RNA of Emericellopsis atlantica, 1124 nucleotides long. RefSeq lists its product as uncharacterized. Bases 303 to 998 code for a protein of 231 amino acids. NCBI's taxonomy places the organism in Eukaryota, Fungi, Ascomycota, Sordariomycetes, Hypocreales, Bionectriaceae. Gene Ontology annotation, biological process: regulation of transcription by RNA polymerase II. The transcript is spliced from 2 exons. The record is from RefSeq and is a predicted model, not a curated record. Gene Ontology annotation, cellular component: chromosome. Gene Ontology annotation, molecular function: chromatin insulator sequence binding.
AUGCAAUCAGAAUCCAACACAACGUGGGUCCGACGCUGACCUCGUCAAACAAAAUGGCCGUCAAUACAACAUGGAAGAGGAUGGAACAGAGUCGAGAAUUGUUCUGGCGGUCAUUCCCACAAGCGCGGUUUGAGAUCAGACUGAUGGGGAUCUUUUAUUAGCAGUCGCGUCCCUCAUCUUCAUACCCGCGCACCCGAUAUGGCUGCUGAGCCUGGACGACAGACAUUGAUCUCCUUCACGCAUUCCAGUUGCGCAGUCAAUUGAGUCCUGCGUGCUGAUCAAUUGAGUAAUCAUUGCCCCCAAUGGCGUACUGCCAUACUUGCGACCGAUACUUCACGUCCGACGUGGCUUUGGGCCAACACCAUCGCCAGUCUAGCCGUCACGUCUAUUGCUGGAGAUGCGACAGACCCUUUGGCUCUCACUCAGCGUGGGAGCAACACGUGCGCAACUCCUACGCGCACGAUGCCUGCCCUUACUGCGAUGAUGUGGUGGACUUUGAGAACAACAGUGACCUGGAGCGACACUUUGAAAGAGUGCAUCACCGCUGCAUUCCCUGCAGGAUCAAUUUCGAAACGUCCGACGACCUCGACGACCAUGAUCGAUGGGCGCAUUACAUGUGCUCGGUGUGUAGGAAGUACAAUGACUCUGAGCAUAACCUCAAGGCUCAUCUCCGAAAACAUGAUGAGAAGUCAUUGAUUUGCUUCGGCUGCCCUCGGUCUUUCGCAACCUACUCGGCCAUGCUUCUACACCUGGAGCCCGGAGCGUGUGCUGCACCUGUCGACGAGUGGGACAUUGUCAACUAUGCUAAUGAGUGCUACGUAUGCGACUAUUAUAUCACCAACGACGCUGUGUAUAAGUUUGAAUGCCCGCCUUGCGACAGGACAUUCAAGAAGAUGAGCGGUCUCCUCCAGCACGUCGAGAGUGACACCUGCCCGGACGAUCUGGAACCGGGAUCGCGGCUAUGGAAAUUUCUCAGGUACCUGCGAGAGAAUAUCUGAAGGGCAGGUUGUUGCGAUACAUGAUCUCCCAUGAGGCUGGCUUAGGGGGCUGCAAGCGCACGGUUUCUGAGAGGCGACUGAUCCAAAAGUCGUGAUCGAAGGUUAAUACUGCGUCUCAAGACCGGU